Messenger RNA from Zophobas morio, 1057 nucleotides. RefSeq lists its product as uncharacterized. Lineage: Eukaryota; Metazoa; Arthropoda; Insecta; Coleoptera; Tenebrionidae. The record is from RefSeq and is a predicted model, not a curated record. The coding region runs from base 50 to 958 and encodes 302 amino acids. The transcript has 13 exons.
UCUUCCUCGCUCGUUAUCAACUAUUAUAGUGAUAUUUGCUAAGCGAAUAAUGACGAAAGUUACAUACAAGGAAAAUCGCAAGAUAGGAAUUUCUGAAGUCUAUUAUAUACAUAGAAAAGAGCACUUUACAACCAAUGCUGCUUAUGAAAAAGUUAAUAUUCUUUCAGAAUUUUGCAAACUUUCUUGUACUGAGGGCAUCAUGAUGGAAGUGUUGGGGCCUGAACAAGAAGUAUUACUGGACUUUUCCUCUUUCACUAAAUUUUUUGAAAAGCUUGUAAAUUUUUUAAGUCACCACUAUGCUUGUGUUGGGAUGCAGGAGUCUGCAAAGCAAUUGAAUUUCUCAUAUCAGACAGACAAUUUAACAACGACGUUUACAAUAAAAAACAAUGUCUUUCGGUUUUCCGUUGACACGUGGGGCGUCACUAUUAUUUCUUGCGAUUUUUUAGUGAAAAGCGAAAGUAAAGUUUUAUCUGAAUGGUUUUUUUAUAAAUAUUGCUUCAUGUAUGGAAGUCUUUUGCUUGAGGAUUUUCAUUCUUUUUGCUGCAUAUUGGGACUUCCCAUGUGCGCUAUCAAAGCUCUUAUUCCGGCGCUUGAACUCGAACUUCGACUCCCUCACAGCAUUUCUCUACUGACCAGCAAGCCUUCCUAUUUCACUAAAAAUUCAGAGUCUCUUUACAACUUUUCUCAUAUUUUUUAUGAAAAUGAUAAGAUUUACGUUUGGACCCGCUUUACGCUUCAUACUUCUUUUUUCUUUCUACUUAUAUUUGAUAUAAACUCGAAUGUCGUUGAAAACUGCAGCCAACUUGAGCAGGAAGAAUUGCAAAUGCUCAAUAGAAACGUGGAGCUAAAAGUUGAAACUUUCUUAAAAAAACUGGCUAAUUCGAAAGAAAAGCCGGAAAACUGCUUUGAUUGGGUUCUUCUACAGUUGCUUGAAUUUUUAAAAGACUGUGGAAGCUAAUAAACUUGAGAAAAAAAAAUGUUAUGACGCGCAGUAAACAAUAUCCUGAGCCUAAUUUAUGUUUUUUUUAAGCGAGGAUUUAUAUGUACCACCAAAAAG